CCAUAUACCCAUGAGGACUACACCAUUGGAUGGGUCUGCGCGUUGCCAAAGGAGCAAUCGGCCGCGAUAUUCAUGCUUGAGGAGAGACAUGAAGAUCUUCCCAACCCAUCCGGCGACCAUAAUGCAUACACGCUCGGAAGCAUCGGCAAGCACAAAGUUGUCAUUGCUGGCCUGCCCAAAGGCAGAGUUGGCAUUCACAGCGCAGCAACAGCGGCAACGCGAAUGGUCUCAACUUUCCCCAACAUUCGAGUUGGCCUCAUGGUAGGAAUCGGUGGAGGUAUUCCGCAAAAGACUCGGCUUGGAGAUGUUGUCAUUAGUUGCCCCAGCGGAACAGAGCCAGGCGUUGUCCAGUGGGAUAUGGGAAAGGCCGAGGCCAAUGGCCAGUUUGAACGGACAGGGUCCCUGGCUCCUCCACCAACGGCCUUGCUCACAGCAUUAACAAAGUUUGAAGCCGAUCAAAUCACAACACGGACCAACAUGCUCAGCUAUCUAAAGAGCCUAGAGAACAUACCGAACAUCCCAAGAAGCUUCCUCAAGUCGGACUCUCUCCAGGAUGUCUUGUACGAGUCAAGUUAUAACCACAAAGAGGGAGACGAUUGUCACCUUUGUGAUAAGAACAGGGUGGUCCAAAGAGGUCCCAGAGAAGACGAUAUGAUGAUCCACUGCGGCUUGAUUGCAUCCGGCAGCAAGGUAAUCAAGGACGCUAUUCUUCGCGACAAGCUCUACAAGCAAUUCAACAACAACAUUCUCUGCAUUGAAAUGGAAGCUGCAGGCCUGAUGAAUGACUUUCCUUGCAUUGUCAUCCGAGGCAUUUGCGAUUACGCAGAUUCGCAUAAAAACGACCAGUGGCAGGGUUACGCAGCAGCAACAGCCGCGGCUUGUGCAAAGGCAUUACUCAAGGUGCUGCCCUCCAGCGAGGUUGAUAAG
This is a messenger RNA of Trichoderma atroviride IMI 206040, 927 nucleotides long. Lineage: Eukaryota; Fungi; Ascomycota; Sordariomycetes; Hypocreales; Hypocreaceae. The record is from RefSeq and is a predicted model, not a curated record.